Punctularia strigosozonata HHB-11173 SS5 is the source of this 3654-nucleotide messenger RNA. Its product is annotated as RdRP-domain-containing protein. Gene Ontology annotation, molecular function: RNA-directed RNA polymerase activity. Lineage: Eukaryota; Fungi; Basidiomycota; Agaricomycetes; Corticiales; Punctulariaceae. The record is from RefSeq and is a predicted model, not a curated record. The transcript is spliced from 22 exons. Gene Ontology annotation, biological process: siRNA processing. Gene Ontology annotation, cellular component: nuclear RNA-directed RNA polymerase complex. The coding region runs from base 1 to 3654 and encodes 1217 amino acids.
AUGGAGCUUUGUAUCGAGCGUGUACCUCAUACAGCGACGGUUUACGAGGUAACAAAGCUCCUGGCCGCGCAAGCCUUACACACCGAGGCGUUCAUCGAUCGAGACGAUCCGAUGUCUCGAUUGAUGAACUUCAAAGUUUUCUUGGAACCAGCUGGCUAUGGGGUGCAGAAUAAGGGCUAUGGGUACCUCGUUCUGCCCACCGCCAAAGCCGCGGAGAAAUUCCUGCGUUUGGCUCGUGAUAAUCCCAUCCGGAUGAAUGGGAGGAAGCUCUGGUUCAGCAAAUCUGGCAAGAAGCCUACUAAGGCGAUCAUACAGCAACUCCUCAAGGCGCCCUACGUGGACCCGGAUAUUGACGAAGAGCGCCAGCGCCUGGAGACUGUGUUGGACGAGCAUCUGCGAGUCGCCAGUGUGCAAUUUGGCGUUUACCAUCGCAAAACGCCGCAAUCCAGCAGAGAGUUCUCCGUCGAAUGGAACAAAGACUUCUUGUCGAAUGGUCACGUUGCGUGGGUGAAACUGCACUAUUCGCAUAAAUGUAUGCGGGUACAGCUCGGAAACAAGGUAACGGAUGAAAUCGGUCAAACUAUUGUCGUUCGCUUCAACACGAUCAUCCGUCUUGGGUACGGCUACGACUUCGGAAAUCCUUUUGUAUGCUUUGAGCUCAGUACUCCAGCCCUAUUGGAACAGGAAGAAUUUUAUCGCGCUAUGACUGGUGAUGAUGCCCAAGACAACAGAAAUUUCAGGCAUCGUUUAGUGGGCUUGGACGAAGCACAUAAGCGAAUCGCGCCGUAUGCCCAUCAACUUCGCAUGGUCCUUGUUGACGAACCCGCACUCCGGACCUUCAUUAACCUGGCUAAAGUAGCAGGUCUGCCUAUGCCUGUUCACUGCAAACUUGAAGCAUGCGAACGCGGGUUCUACACGACGGAGCGGCUUCGGCAAGUUCAAGGCGUGUUCAAACAGAUGCAGUGGGCCGUUGCCUUUCAACUUGAGCUCCUCCUCCGGAAUCGACUACUGACGUCGGAUGAGUUGCUUUCGGACGACCUUUGGCCCAACAUCCGCAGUCUAUAUGAAAACAAUCCUCAGGCAGCCGCAGAGAUUCUGCGGAGCUUUGCUGAGGCUGUUCGCAGCCGUGCAUCCGGAGAAACACCCGGAGACUGUCUUCAGCGACUUUUACUGAAGCCAAGGACCGCCACUACGUGCCCCAGCGGCAUGUUCUCCUGCUAUCACAUCACAUUUUGUCCUUCACGGAUGAUUCUCGAGGGGCCAUUCCCGACGCAAGGCAAUCGGGUUAUCAGGGAAUACUCGGGAUACGAAGAGCACUUCGUACGGGUCGACUUCCGCGAGGAAGAUGGUUUGCAAUACCGGUGGGACAGAGAGGUUGAUUGUCGCUCCUUUCUGGCCGAGCGAGUCGGCAGGAUAUUGAAGGAGGGAUUCGAGCUUGCUGGACGACACUUUCAAUUUCUUGCUUACUCGUCUUCCGCAUUGAAACAGCAUGCAGUGUGGUUUGUUCAUCCUUUUGAGCAUCACGAAAAGGGUUCAGUGGACGCGUACAUUAUCCGUGAUCGCCUUGGUGAUUUCUCUGGGGCCAUCGACAACAAUAACGAGACACGGGAUGCGAAAACCAUCCAACUCAGAAUGCAGCCCUCUAAAUACGCUGCGCGCAUGGCACAGGCAUUCACUGCCACGGAUCCUUCUGUCCGCAUCAAUGAGGACCAAUGGCAAGAAAUACCAGAUCUAGGCAAGGAACCUCAUCUGCAUACUGAUGGCUGCGGCACGAUCUCUCGGAAGCUUGCCGACAUGAUAUGGGCCGCGUUAUGCAAGGAUCGACCUUAUUUCCAAGCUUGCAAGAGCUCUCCUGACUGCUACCAAAUUCGUUUCCUGGGCUACAAAGGUAUAGUCACCGUUGACGAGACGCUUGAGGGAGAGCAGAUGUGCUUGCGUCCCUCGAUGAACAAGUUUCGUGCCCAUAAGACACCCUCCGCGGAAAUCGAGAUCGCCAAGCCGUUUUGGAAACCAACGCAGGUCAAUCUGAACCGCGCUCUCAUCAUGAUCCUUGAGGAUAGGGGUGUCAGCUGGAAAUGCUUCAUGAAACUUCAAGACGAAGCAGUUCGGGACAUCAAUACCGCCAGCUUUUCCAUAGACAACUUCGUUCGGAUGCUUUCCGACAGAGGUGCUGGCCUGGGAUCAAACUACCGGCUCCUAUACAUCAUGAGGAAUCUUGCCGAGCUUGGCUUUGAUUUCAAGCAGCGACUCCGCGUGCAACCUCUGAGCCACCCCUUCAUCCUGCGUCUGGUCGAGUUUAUUCGGCAUCACCUCCUCCGGGAGAUCAAACAUGGCGCAAGCAUACCAUUGCGAGAUGCUUAUCUGCUGCCUGGGGUCGCUGAUGAAGGACCGGCGUACGAGGCACGGGGACACCAGAAUGUGUUCAAAUUGGCAGAGAAUCGGAUAUUUGCGUGUGUCCAGGGACCAGAUGACGUCGAACCGAAAUGGUUGAAGGGUAAUUGCGUCAUCUGGCGGAGUCCGGUCGUUCAUCCCGGCGACAUACAACGAGUGUAUGCCAUCGGAAAACCUCCCGAGGACCAGCUUUGCUUCUUCUCUCGCCUGAAGAAUGUCGUGGUACUUCCAUCUGUUGGUGAACGCAGCUUGGCUAGCUGCCUAGGCGGUGGCGAUCUGGAUGGAGACGAGUACUGCGUCAGCAUGCUUCCAACACUGCUGCCAACGGAACAGCAGCCGCCGGCUGAAUAUCCUCCUGUCGAAACCUUGACCCUGGAUCGACCUGCUGAAAUCGAUGAUAUUUGCGAUUUCAUAGUAGAAUAUGUCCAUUCCGAUGUUCUUGGCUUGUUGUCAGACAAGCACCUAGUGAUUGCCGAUCAAUCCAAGGAUGGUGUUCGUGACGAGAAAUGUCUCCGUCUCGCCGAACUGUGCAGUCAGGCUGUUGAUUAUGCCAAGAACGGCAUCGCAAUCAAUCUUGCGAAAGAGAAGCGGGCCAUGAAACAGCUCAUCCCUUUCAAACCGGACUGGCAUGCGGCAGAAAUCAUAUCCCCUAGGUCAACCGAUUACUAUGAAAGCAGUCGCGCGUUAGGACAUCUGUACCGCGAGAUCCGGUUGACUGAGCCGGAGGAAGAUUAUCCUGAAGCUCAUGGGGUUCACAACGCGAUAUCCGGUGCUCUGCGGAAAACCUUGAAACGGUUCGCGAAGACGGGUUUAUGCCUGUCAGCUGAGACCGAGGCCCCGGAUUGGGUAGCGCAGCUCUAUGAAUCCUACGUCGCGGAGAUGCGUUACAUAUGCAGCACUCAUACACUCUUGACCGGUAACGGAAAUCCGCUUGAAGAAGAAGAAGUGGUUGUUUCUACCAUCCUCGCCAAAUGCUCUCAAAAGCGCCUUCGGAAGGAGCGCGUUUUUCGCAUGAAGGAACACAAUCGCACGCUUGUCAAUGAUGUGCGUCACAAGCUAUGGAUUCAUCCUUCGCAUGCAGACAUCGAGGAGCAUCCGGACGCAAAGACGCAACGGCUUUACCGGUCGCUCGAAAGAGCGUGGACGGCAUGGUGCUUGAGUGUCAGGAAACAGCACGAGUUUGGAGCCAACAGCUUCGGGCUUAUUGCUCUCGCAAUCAUUUUCGAUUGCAAAGAAGAGCUGGAGUGUCUGAUCCUGAAGUGA